Molecule: messenger RNA, 1091 nt
Organism: Cinclus cinclus
Lineage: Eukaryota; Metazoa; Chordata; Aves; Passeriformes; Cinclidae
Gene: MCL1
Product: MCL1 apoptosis regulator, BCL2 family member
Exons: 3
Coding region: 47-949 (300 amino acids)
Biological process (GO): mitochondrial fusion; positive regulation of apoptotic process; release of cytochrome c from mitochondria
Cellular component (GO): mitochondrial outer membrane
Molecular function (GO): channel activity; protein heterodimerization activity; protein homodimerization activity
Source: RefSeq, a predicted model, not a curated record
AGCACCAGUCCCGCCCGCACCCCGCCGGCCGCUCGCACCGGGCGCCAUGUUCGCCGUGAAGCCGAAAGCCGUCAUCGGCUUCAACCUUUACUGCGGCGGCUCCCCGGCGCUGGGCCCCGCCGGGCCGGGGGAGCGCCCGGACCCCGCGGCCGCCGCCUCCGCCACGGAGCCGCCCCGCGACCGCACCGGGGCCGCCGCCGGCCGCGCCGACCCCCCCCGCUCGCUGAUUGGUCGCGGCGCGGCGCCCCGAGCGCUGAUUGGCUGCGGCGCGACUCUCUGGCGCCCCGAGGAGGAGCUGGAUGGAUGCGAACCCGAGCCCGAGCGCGGCCCCGCCGCGGACUCGCUGCCCGGGACCCCCCCGGGACCCCCCGACGGGCUCCGGCAGGACUCGCUGGAGCUCAUCAGCCGCUACCUGCGGGAGGUGGCGGGCGAGGCGCAGCCCGGCAGUAAGAAGCUUUUUCCGGGACUCCUGGGUGGUCCCGGCCGGCCUGGCGCGGCGGGGGAUGCGGUGAUGGAGAAGGCGCUGGAAACGCUGCGGAGGGUCGGCGAUGGAGUCAUGCAGAAACACGAGCUCGCUUUUCAAGGAAUGCUGCGGAAGCUGGAAAUCCAGCAAGAGGAAGACCUGCAGUCGGUGGUGGAGGUGGCUGCCCACUUGUUCAGUGACGGGGUGACCAACUGGGGGCGUGUGGUGACACUCAUCGCCUUUGGAGCCUUCGUGGCCAAGCACCUGAAGAGCAUCAAGCAGGAGCAGAGCAUCAGCUCCCUGGCUGGGAUCAUCACGGAUGCCCUGGUCUCAUCCAAGCGCCAGUGGCUCGAGAGCCAGGGGGGCUGGGAGGGGUUUGUGGACUUCUUCCGAGUGGAGGACCUGGAGGGCAGCAUCCGGAACGUGCUGAUGGCGUUUGCAGGAGUGGCUGGCCUGGGGGCCAGCUUGGCCUACAUGAUCCGGUGAGGCUGGAGCUGCCCAGGACCAGGACUUUGGGAGGGCUGGCACCCUGGGGCUGCAGAGCUGCUGGAGCUGGACUUGAGCAACCCGAGGAAGAUAUCGAGUUGUCCCCGGAGCAGUUCAUUCCUGAGGAAGAGGAAGGUGUGAU